Messenger RNA from Dreissena polymorpha, 2752 nucleotides. RefSeq names its product zinc finger protein 37-like. NCBI's taxonomy places the organism in Eukaryota, Metazoa, Mollusca, Bivalvia, Myida, Dreissenidae. The transcript is spliced from 6 exons. Gene Ontology annotation, cellular component: nucleus. The record is from RefSeq and is a predicted model, not a curated record. Bases 131 to 1180 code for a protein of 349 amino acids.
CAAGAUUCAGUUAUAUGUAGCCUUUGUCACUUCCUGUCAUUACUUUUAUGCUUUCGUUUAACUUAACUUUUUUGGAUGAGAACUUAUUUUCUGAACUACAAACUUAAUUGCUGUGUUAUACUAGGAGAAAAUGAUGGAUGAGUUUGCAUCUGUUAAAAGCAUCCCUGGGUAUGAAGCGGUCCUGAAAACUGUCCUGAAGAGCCAGAUAAAGCUGCUGGUAGAUCAGCUGACCGCCCAGACCGGGGAGGAGGUGAUCAUGCUUACAGCAAGCCUCCAGGACGGCUCCUUCACCAGCCUGGGGUCACAGGCUGGCAACAUGUUCCUGGACAAUAACACCAGCAUCAAGACACAGUUCUAUGGCUUCUGUAUGAAAGAGCAAGAUAAAACUCAUGGGAAAAGAAAGUCUGACUCCAAAGCGAUACCAGUUAUUAAAAAAUUUAAAACUCCAUUUGAAAGCAACAAAAAACAAACACCAGAAAAAAAAGACAAACCCCAAAUUAUCAUUGUUCCUGUGCAGUCAUCAACCCCCAGUGUUAAAGCCACUCAGCCACCUGCUGUGAGCCAGAGCUCGCAGCAGCCCUCGCCAGCACCCAAUUCUAGCACAAGCACAGCCAGGUCUGACACAGGCACUCAACUCUCACAAACAUUCUUGUACAUUGAUGACACACAAGGAGAGUCUGCAUCCAUUGUUCCUUUUGAUGAGGACAUUGGGGACGAGGGUCAGGAUUUCUUAGGAAUGUCAGACGAUGAGGCUGGAGAUCCAAACUACUUUGAAGGUCAAACACCGAAAGUCAAGGUAGUCAGAAUCGAGGGCUCAUCUGCUCAAGGAACAACUCCUGGGAAGUCACCCGAUAAAAGCCGCCGGGUCCAUGACUACAAGUACAGGUACAAGAGCAAGGCCAAGCCCCUGCCACUCAUGGAGCACCCCAUCGCCCCAGCAGCCAGUCUGAGUGCAUCACUGCAGGCAAAGCUGGACAGGCUACACAACACAAAUAAGAACAGCUGUGAGAAAUGUGGCAAACUGUUCCUGCGUGAAGAUCAGCUGGAGAUACACAUGCGCUCUCAUACUGCCGAGGCGCCAUUCCAGUGCAAGCAUUGUGGAAUACAGUUCAGAAACAAGACCAACAUGAAUAAACAUGUUCGAGUUCAACAUGGCUCAGAAUUUGACAUUAGCCUAUGACAUUGAUCAUAAAUAUGAAUUAGCAAAUGUUACUGCUGGAAACUCAAUAAAACAUUAUUGUAUUAGAUCAACUAUUAAAUUUUGAUAACCAGCCAGAUCCAAGGCAGUUUGUUGGCAUAUAAUCGCCAGCAAGUUUUUUAACAAGCACAUAAGCAUGAAGCACUUAUGUAUAUUGGCAGUUGAAUUAUCCCCAAUUUUCCAAAUUACUGUUGUCUGCUAUCUGAUGGGUAGUUUUGGUCAAUAAUUUGCAUUAACCGAUCUUGAUGACACUUAGGACAUAGCAAGCUUGGAUGGAGACCUGCUUAUCAUUGUUAUGGAGCUAUUCGGGUCAAGGUCACCAUUUUUAAAGUUUGGAUGGAGGUUUUAUUGCAUUUGAAUUUUGUUCACGGCUAGCUGAAUGGAUACCUAACUUGGUAUUGCAUUUUAAGCUGUUCAGAUCAAGGUCAUUUUUACAAAGAAUAGAAAUACAUUUUCCCCUUAGUAACUCAAGUUUGCAAUCAGGUCACUGUUACAAAGAAUAGAAAAACAUUUUCCCCUUAGUAACUCAAGUUUGCAGUCAGGUCACUGUUACAAAGAAUAGAAAUACAUUUUCCCCUUAGUAACUCAAGUUUGCAGUCAGGUCACUGUUACAAAGAAUAGAAAUACAUUUUCCCCUUAGUAACUCAAGUUUGCAGUCAGGUCACUGUUACAAAGAAUAGAAAUACAUUUUCCCCUUGGUAACUCAAGUUUGCAGUCAGGUCACUGUUACAAAGAAUAGAAAUACAUUUUCCCUUUAGUAACUAAAGUUUGCAGUCAGGUCACUGUUACAAAGAAUAGAAAUACAUUUUCCCUUUAGUAACUCAAGUUUGCAGUCAGGUCACUGUUACAAAGAAUAGAAAUACAUUUUCCCUUUAGUAACUCAAGUUUGCAGUCAGGUGUUAGAAAUUGUAAGUGCAGGUAGCUUACCUACAGACCAAGCUUGGGAUUGCAUAGCUUACCUACAGACCAAGCUUGGGAUUGCAUAGCUUACCUACAGACCAAGCUUGGGAUUGCAUUUGGCAUCAGUCAGGGUAAGGUAAAGGUCACUGAUACUAACAAUAGAAACAACUGUUGCCGCUUAAAAACUUGCAUUUGGAUAGAAGUUUUGCAUGGAAAUUGUGUGUGUAGGUUGCUGUCAUAGACUUUGGUGGGGAUUGCAUUUUGGUUGAGUUUGAUGAAGGUCAACGUCAAUUGCUAAAAAUAAAAAAAGUUUCUGCACAAUUAUUUGAGUUAAGAUACAGGUUUUAUUCUGAAAUUGUAUGUGAAGGUAGUUUAAAUGCAUAGCAUAAUUGAGAUUGCACAUUAAUUAUUUUAAUUAAAAUAGUUUAAACAUUAAAAAUGUUGAAGACCUCUUUUCUUUGUGGUACCAUGUUUCUUGCAUUCAUUAUUUUUUGUGCCCUCAUUGGAACAGCAACUUAAUACAUUGUUUGCAGAUCAAUGUGACACAGGCCUUUAAACAGGUGCAUUCUGUGACAAGUUGGCAAUUUUGCAUACUGGUAUACAACUUUAUAUUGCCAUGUCUGCCAAAAAUAUUGAAAUAAAUCUUAAAUUAUG